UCCACUUCCGGUUGGUCAGGAGCCGGGAGGCGCGGGCCGACAUGCGGCUGACAGUAGCCGCCGCCAUCUCCCAUGGCCGCGUAUUCCGCCGUCUGGGCCUGGGCCCCGAGUCUCGCAUCCACCUGUUGCGGAACUUAUUAACGGCUCUGGUUCGACACGAACGCAUCGAGGCGACCUGGGCGCGCGUGGACGAGAUGAGGGGUUACGCGGAGAAGCUCAUCGAUUAUGGGAAGCUGGGAGACACCAACGAACGGGCCAUGCGUAUGGCUGACUUCUGGCUAACGGAGAAAGAUUUGAUCCCAAAGCUAUUUCAAGUACUGGCACCUCGAUACCAAGGCCAGAAUGGCGGCUAUACGAGAAUGCUACAGAUCCCAAAUCGGAAUGAGCAAGAUCGAGCCAAGAUGGCAGUGAUCGAGUUUAAAGGGAACUGUCUCCCACCACUACCCCUUCCUCGAAGAGACAGCAACUUCACCCUACUAAACCAGCUGCUACAGGGCCUGAGGCAGGAUCAGGAAAGGUGUGUCCACGCCUCCAACACUCCUCAGACAACAGGAUUAUAACUGAAGCUGCUAAGGGUAUAUGACCCUACCUCAUUGCUGAAGGUGAUCUCAGGCCUUGAAAGCUCUUCAUCUCUAAGAAGAACUUGAGCUAGAUUUGUAAAUGCCCAUCUUAAUUGGGUCCAGAACCCUUCUGAGGAGCCAAAUGACCCUGACCCUCUAUCUGCACAAAUAAAAUUCUUUGUAAGAA
Suncus etruscus (white-toothed pygmy shrew) is the source of this 747-nucleotide messenger RNA. RefSeq names its product mitochondrial ribosomal protein L17 (gene MRPL17). Gene Ontology annotation, molecular function: structural constituent of ribosome. Bases 42 to 560 code for a protein of 172 amino acids. Gene Ontology annotation, biological process: translation. NCBI's taxonomy places the organism in Eukaryota, Metazoa, Chordata, Mammalia, Eulipotyphla, Soricidae. The record is from RefSeq and is a predicted model, not a curated record. The transcript has 3 exons. Gene Ontology annotation, cellular component: ribosome; mitochondrial large ribosomal subunit.